This is a messenger RNA of Anopheles cruzii, 471 nucleotides long. RefSeq names its product probable DNA-directed RNA polymerases I and III subunit RPAC2 (gene l(2)37Cg). The transcript is spliced from 3 exons. Lineage: Eukaryota; Metazoa; Arthropoda; Insecta; Diptera; Culicidae. Gene Ontology annotation, biological process: DNA-templated transcription. Bases 79 to 390 code for a protein of 103 amino acids. The record is from RefSeq and is a predicted model, not a curated record. Gene Ontology annotation, molecular function: DNA-directed RNA polymerase activity; protein dimerization activity; DNA binding. Gene Ontology annotation, cellular component: RNA polymerase I complex; RNA polymerase III complex.
UGUGGGGUUCAAAGAAACAACAAACACGCGUUGCCGCUGAUUUCAAAUCUCGUUAAGCCUAGUAAAUAAUCUUUGAAGAUGCCGAAAUUAGCAGAGCUUGCCGGGGAUGAGCAUUCCGAAAGUUCGCGCACAUUUGUCUUCGAAGAUGAGGGCCACACGCUGGGAAAUGUACUGAAAAGCAUCAUCUGUAAAUACCCGGAUGUAAACUUUUGCGGCUACACGGUCCCCCACCCGGCAGAAAAUAAGAUGCACUUUCGGAUACAGGCCGCAAAAUCGGUUCGAGCCAUCGACAUUUUACUCCGUGGCUUGCAGGAUUUGGAGCGCGUUUGUGACCACACGAUCGAAACAUUCGAGGCAGCAGUGGCACUACACCGACCGGGAUCGGAUUGAGACCGCGUGCUCCGGAUUGUUGGUCCUGAUCAGCAGUUUUGUACAUAAAGUGGAACAAUAAACUGGCCAACUGGAGGUUUA